CUGGGGGUGGAGAGGCGGCGGUGAGCGUUCCGGGGUGGGUGAAUCCCGCCAUGGAUCCUGACGCCGCAGUCGCGCGGCGCAGGUGGUGGCUCCUGCCGCGAGUGCUGCUGGUGCCGCUGCUGUGGUGGGGGCCGGCUCUGGGCGCGCUCUCCUCGGGCGGCAGCCCCCACAGGGUCCUCCGCGACCUCCUGGCGGAGCCCCAGUUGGUGGAGGUGGAAGACUUGUCCCUCACUCUGCUGCAGGGCGGAAGACUGGGGCCCCUGUCGCUGCCCUCGGACCUGACGGAGCUGGAUCCUGAGUGCCAAGCGUUGCUGCUGGACUUCGCCAACAGCAGCGUAGAGCUGACCGGCUGUCUGGUGCGCCACGCCCGGCCGGUGCGCCUCUGUCAGAAGUGCUACACCCCCUUUCAGCAGGUCGCCAGCAAGAUGGACAGCAUCAGCCGAGCCGUGGGGAAUGCUUCAGAGAGUAGUAACUGUGCCAAAAGUCUCUUAAUGGAAGACAGAGUGCAAAUAGUUGUGAUUCUGUCUGAAUUUUUUAAUUCCACAUGGGAGAAGGCAAAUUGUGCAAAUUGUUUCGUGAACACAAGUGAAAAGCUAUCAAAUAGCACAGUGAAUUUCUUCAAUCUAUUUAAUCAGACCUUGACCUGCUUUGAAAAUAACCUUCAGGGGAGCAUACAGUUAAGAAAUUAUUCAGAAGUAUGCAAAAACUGUGGUGACUUAUACAAAGCUCUGAAUGGUCUGUACAAUGACAUGCAAAAAAAAUACAAAGAAGAGAAUAAGGCUGAAUACGGAAUACAUUUAUGCAUUGAUGUGGAAGAUGCGAUGAACAUCACUCGAAAACUUUGGAGUCGAACUUUCAACUGUUCAGUUGUUUGCAGUGACACAGUGCCUGUGAUUGCCGUUUCGGUGUUCAUUCUCUUUCUACCUGUGGUUUUCUACCUUAGUAGCUUUCUUCAUUCAGAACAGAAGAAACGCAAACUCAUUCUACCCAAACGUCUUAAGUCUAGCACCAGCUUUGCAAAUAUUCAAGAAAAUUCAAACUGAAACCUACUGAAUGGCGAGUUUACAUCAUAUCCGGUGUAUGAAUGGUGGAAGGCACAGCUUGGUCCAAAAGAAGAUAAACUGUGAUUUGACAAAUCAAGUUCUUAAGAAAUGGAAGGACUUCAGAUUUAUUUUUAAAUAAGAAUUUUCAAUUUUUCUUUCCUUUUCUGCCCCCUUUUUUAAGGGUUUGGGUAUUUUUAAUUUCCAGGCAUAGCAGUGUUGUCAUUUUUAAAGUGUGUUUGUUAUAAUAACAAAAGAUGUAAAAACAUCUUUUGUGUAGGGGUUUUUUUUGGUUUUGUUUUUUUUUUUUUGUUGGCAUGUUAUUACUAUUUGAGACUUCUGGUAUUUCUUUAUUAAUGUAAUAUCUCAAGUAGCAAAGUUUUUGAAAACCAACACCUAAAAAUUCAUCAGUUAUAGCAAAGACUUUGAAAAAGAAAUAUACUUGCCAAAAAAUAGCAAGUCCAAAGAUAAAUUAUUCACCAUUGCAGUAUUACUCUUACAUGUACAAUUAAUAUGUCAUACAUUACAAAUAACAUACUCUCUAGUUUCCUUCAAGUCAUUUUUGAAAGCACUAAAUAAAAACUUCCCUAAUAAUUUUUAGAAGUGGUAAGGUACAUUUAUAAAAAGAUUUAUGGUAACUGGUUUCUUACUUGACUUUUAUAAACAGUAGUUUACACCUUUUUUUGCCUUUAUUUCAUAAGUAAUUUGAAAUCACUGGACUGCUUUAUUAUAUUCAGGGCAAGAUGGAUUCUUUUUGUACCAGGGAUUUGCAUUGUGAAUAAAUUAUUUGGCAAUUUAUAAUUUAUUGCUACUUUAAAUCAAACAUAGCAUUGUCACACUGUAUUUAAAUUGUGAUCUUUUUAAUGGAGAUUUGCCCUUGGGCUAAUGGACAUUUUUGUAAAGGAGAGAAAGGAGUAAGGAAAGCUUAAGAUUCAGAAAAUAGGGGAAAUGGAUGGGCUGCUCAUUAUAUGAUUUUUGAAAGGUUUGUGUCAGGGCCAUCAAUCAGAAAGAGACUCUAAUAUAAAAACAAUUAGGUUAGGACGAUGCUUGUUUUUUCCUAAAAAACAUUGAAAUCUGAUAAAAAUGAUAUGAUUGUAAUGAAAUCAGAUGUUUCACUCUCAGCAAUUUUUAUUUUGGAACACUUAUAUUAACUUCGUUUCAGAAUUGUUGACAAUUUUAUUCCUCAGGUGUUUAGUGUUGAGAAUUUCAUUUAUUAAUUCCUUCUUACUUUCUUGGUGAAAAUAGGCUUUAUUUUAAACACCGAGAAUACGAAGACUGCUGUAUAUAGAAACAAGAGUUUGGUUAAGCGGUAUGAGAAUUUGAAUCUCUUCAUGUACUGUAAAAUAUUCGAUGGAGAGAUAGAAAGUGUUUUCAUUUUUUUUUUUGUUUACCAUAUAUGCCGAAAGUGAAGGCUCAUCUUGGCUAUGUAACAUAUCCAAGAGCUGUACGGUUUUUCAAGUCUGCUGUGAUCUAUUUAAAAUGUGCUGGGAUUUGUUCUGCUGUCACACAGUUCAUGCUGCUGAUACUAAUAGCACUAUCUUGAUUUGAAGCAUAUGGUUGAGGGCCAUUGAAAGCAAUCUUUCAUUAAUGCAAAUAGAGCCAGUUUACAUGUGCAAAGUUACAGAAUGACAUCUUUAAUUCUGUAAGUAGUGACUCUUUGAGCACCUUUCAAUAUUAUGUAUUUCUAAAAACCAUUGCUUUUGGAUAUGGUUGUUAAUAAGCACUUUAAAAAAGAAAAGGCAACCAUUACUAUUUUUCUGGUUGAGUCAUUGCUCUUUAGAAGUAGCAUCAGCAAUAGACUUCAAAAAUAAAUAUUAAGCAUUAAAAUGUAUAAGUAUUUCAUUUUUUAGUCAUGCUGAAAAAUUCCUUGUGUAGUUCUCAAUUCUGAGACACAUAGCAUAUGUGUGUGCACAAGAACAUCUUUAGGGUUUUUCACACUUUGAAAUAAAGGAAGUUGCUUAUGGAAAUUGAGGUGUUAUAUUUAAUUUUUAAGUGCAUUAAAAAAAAUUCAGAUGUAAUUUAAUCUAUUUCAGUUUUUGGGUAUUGCGUUUAAAUGCUUUCUUUAAAAGCACCAUCUAUCUUAUACUUUUACUGUAAAUAAAA
Talpa occidentalis (Iberian mole) is the source of this 3143-nucleotide messenger RNA. RefSeq names its product osteoclastogenesis associated transmembrane protein 1 (gene OSTM1). NCBI's taxonomy places the organism in Eukaryota, Metazoa, Chordata, Mammalia, Eulipotyphla, Talpidae. The transcript has 6 exons. Gene Ontology annotation, biological process: osteoclast differentiation. Bases 51 to 1043 code for a protein of 330 amino acids. The record is from RefSeq and is a predicted model, not a curated record. Gene Ontology annotation, cellular component: cytosol.